CACUCUAAAAUAUCCUCAUUUGUGUUCUGCAGAAGAAACAAAGUCAUACAGGUUUGGAAUGACAUGAGGGAAUAAAUGAAAUGUUAUGAAUAAAAAUACAUUUUAUUUUGGGAUGAACUAUCCCUUUAAAGGUGCAGUAAUUACUUUCUGAGAAUAUGGACUCAAACACUCCUUAUCCCCCCUAAUGUUGACUGGUUACAAGUGUUGUUGUGUUGUGUGGAUAGGUUCAUCCACUUUGUUUUUCUUCAUUUACACACCCAGGACUAGUCUUUCAGCACAAUGAAUGUCAAUGGAUAUCUUGCAAACCUUCACAAAAUUGUUUAGGUGUCAGUUUCGCAGAAAUCGCUUGUCUAAUAUCUAAUUUUUUUAAGUAUUAUUUAAUGCGGUGGUUCCCAAUCUUGUCUUCUGAGGUCUCCUACAGCACAUUUUGCACAUCUCCCUUAUCUAACACACCCAAUUCAGGUCUUUCAGUCUCUUUUAAUGAGCUAAUGACCCGGAUCAAGUGUGUCAUAUGAGGGAGAUUAAACGUGAAGUUAUAGGAUCCUCCAGGGCAGGUUUGGCGACAGCUGAUAUAAUGUAUUCAUGAGUAAAAUAAAUAUACAAUGUCCUAGGAGUCAUUUUUUUUUAGAAAAAAGGUUUACAGAUUAAAUCUGGACCUGUUAAUAACACUUUCAUGCACGGUUGCCAUUGAAGAAAAAACAUCAGUAUUUUUACAUGCAUGAAAACCUUAUUAAUCUGAAUGUCCUUGUCUUAAUGUAAAUGUAAUGUAAUAGUUCCUUUGAUGUAGGUCUGGAGCAUCAAAAGCACAGCCUGGAAUCACAACAUGAACAUGUUUGCACAGCUUGAUUUGAUUCCCUGCACUGAAUAAUUGUAAAUCUGAAUAACAGAAAACAAUGGGUUUGUUGGGGUAAGUAGUUGUACUAAAUGUUUUUAAAUUGAUACGCAUUACAUUUAGGAGAUGCUUUUAUUCAAAGCGACUUGCAACGAAAUUAGGACACAAAAAGCAAUCUGUGGUAAGGAGGCAAUAAUACAAUAAGUGCUAAAAUGGACAGUAUUCCCACAGGAAAUACAAGUUAUAUUAGGGAGUUUCAAAUGUAGGUUUUUUUGGGGCUGGAAAACAAUUCUAUGAUCACUAGAUUUUUCCUGACAUGAUUAUAUUUAAGUAUAGAUUUUAAUAAAAGGGGUUUGUUUCUUCAAAUGUAACUUAUAAGAGAGUGAUGAGUUGCUAUUACAAGAAAGUUGAAAUAACUUUAGUUAAAGGAACAUAAAUGUGAUUUAUUGAUCACAUUUUUUCCCAAUGAAGUCAAUCGGAACUGUAUGGACCGUAUAUUAGAGCCAAGAAGUCGACUGUAAAGCAUCUUAUUGAAUAAAAGGAUUCAUUCUGAUAAAAUGUGCACAUGUCUCUGAUUUCAAACACUCGUUUCUCAUCCAGUUCAUCGCAUCUCAUGGUUUUUGGUUACACAUGGUGUUCGUGAUCUGAGAUUUCACAACAAAGGUAUCCGAUGAAAUACUGUUGCUGGGUUAUACAUUUACAUUUAGACAUUUGGCAGACGCUUUGCGACUUACAGUGCACUUAUUACAGGGACAAUCCCCCUGGAGCAACAUGGAGUAAAGUGUCUUGCUCAAGGACACACUGGUGGUGUCUGCUGGGAUCGAACCAGCAACCUUUGAUUUACCAGUUCAGUGGUUUAACCCACUAGACCACCAUCUCUUCAUAUGAAGUACUUUUAAUUUAGGUAUACAAAGGUGUUUUACUAUCAUACCAACACACACACACACACACAUAGGUAUGAAGGAUUUGUAUAUUUUUAGAUGUCUGUUUAUUUAAUUUCCAAGAUGUUUCUAUGUAUGGUUGUGUUUGUUAUUUCAUUCAGAGAACAUGCUGUACAUUUUGCAACUACAAAAAAUGCUAUGAUUGAAAAACUCAAUUGGUUAACCAUAAAUAACCACAUUACAUAUACAAAAAGUAAUAGUUUUAACAAGACCUCUCAAACGUGGUAGAAAAAAAGGAAUAAAUGUGAAAAUUCUUAAAAUUCCUGGCAGUGUGACUUCAAAUUUAGUGACAUAUAAUUAAAAUGGUAAAUUUUUUAUGAACUUUGAUUUAUCACCACCUGUUUUUAGUGAUUAACGUAAUAAGUAGAUUUAUAAUCAUAGUUAUCUGAUACUGUACACUGGGGACAAAUGUAUAAUGUUCAGAUUUUGCUGUUUUGAAAUUACUACAAUCAUUUAGUAAUUUAAUUUGCUAAAUGGUUUCAACCGAUUACAUUGUCUUUGUUUAAACAUGACCUUUUCUUUGGAUUUCUUUCCAUAAACAAAGAAAUUGUCAAACACAGACAUUUGGCAUUACAUUGAAAGUUGUAGCUUUUAACCCCAUUGACCUUCUGUAAUAUCUGCUCAACCAUAAGGUAUGUGAGAAGACAGCCACAUCUAUGGUAAGCAAGAGGUGAAAUGUCUGGACAGACUGCUAUGUAAUGGAUCUGCAAAAGUGAAAUUGCUGCAGAUUAAAUGCCUAAAUGUAUAGGAGCAUUUUGCCCAUUUGUAUUACAAAUUAUAAUGUCACUUAAGACACAAAUAUCCAAUAUUAUGUACAAGUACACUUUCACAUGAUGUCACUCAUGCACGGUUUUGAAUGUACUGUUUUACUGAAGUAUUACAUAACUACAUUUUCUUAUGCACUGUUUUGUAUUAUCAUACUGAAGUAAUAAUAUACAUUGACUAUGGAAUGACUACUCUUUCAAUAUGAUAUGAAAUUACACACAAAUGCACUUUUUAGUAUUUAAGAGCACAUUAUGAGCAGAUUUGAAAUCCAGCGUUGUCUGAGGCCUACUGAAGAUCAUUUUCAGUGUUUCUGAUUUACCACAAGAAAAAAAAUGAAAAUAACAUUGAGGAUGAAAUCAUAUUCUUAAUUUACCCGGAGAAAAAUUAUUAUUGCUAGAGCAGGGCGCCGAAAGACGGGCCAGAAGUAAUAUCAUUUUGAAAAUAGUGAAAACAUAUUUUGUUUACCACUGGUUUGUGAUUUGAGAGUGUUUAAAAAUAUAUAUUAAACAAGACGGUUUGCCACAAUUAACAAUGAACUAAAGAGUCUAGUAACAUUGCAGCAGAAAAGGGGGAUUGGCUAAAUAAAAAAGAAGAUAACCCUAAACUCCUGAUUGGUCUAGUAGAACCUACACCCAUUGAAAGUAAUAGUGCAAUUGAUGAUUUUUGUAUGCUGUAUUGUCAGACAAUCUUCAGAGUUUCUCACUACUUUGUUGGCUACAGCAAUAAAGUAAACAUAUAAAAAGCAAUAAAACUCCUUGACACCUUGAAACUUUGUUUGCGAGAUUCUUUUCUGUAUUGAAGACUUAUGCUAAUGUACACCUCCUCACAUGAUAAAUUAAAUGCAAAUUUAAAAAAAUGCAACAUUUCAUACAUUUUACCAACACCGAACACCCUCGGUAUUAACAUAUGAUGUCUGCACUGUUAGGCCCGGUUUCACAGACAGACUAGGCCAAAUAUACAUUUUAGCAGAUUUAAUAAAAAUGACUCAGUAAAAACAUUACUUGUGGGCAUCUUGAGACAAAGCAAUGGCACUGAUAUAUUUUAAGAUUAGUCAGUGAAAGUUAUUUUCAGUUAAAACAACUCGAAUUUGCAUUUCAAUCUAGGAUUAGUGUCCUUGAAACCAGUCACUAAUCUAGGCUUCAGUAUUAUUUCAUCUUUGUUCUUUAUCCCUAACUCAAUUUCUUAGUUUUACAGCAGUUAACACACUUAAUUGUAUCUUUUCAUUUUUCAUAAAUUCUCAAUUGCUGUUGAUUUCAGUACUUAAAUGAACGUUAUUAAUUGAUCAGACCCUUUUAGCCAAGGCGACUUACAAGUAAGUGAGAGUGGAUUUUAAAAAUGUUGCAAACGUUUUUAUUUAUUUCAUUUAUUUAUAAUAAUAAUUCUUUUUUCUACAUUUUUUAUUACAUUUCUCGUCAAACUGUUUUGACCUGAUGCUGUGUCGAUGCGUUUGAUUGGGCUGAAUCCGUCUGACGUCACAUCCUCCGAGUGUCGACCAAUGGCGACGCUGAAAGCUAACAUAGCAAAGAGUUGUGUGUUUUGAGAUUGAGUUGUGAAUGCGGUGUAUUGCAUUUAAGAUUAUUUUUGCGAUUGUUUUUGCUUGCACAUUUUUCGUUGCAGGAAAGUGUUGCGGUCGGAUAUAAAAGAUUUACUGCCUAUAGAGAGCGAGUGCUUUAGCUUCGUUAUGUAUCGCGGUGGUAGGCCGCACAGAGACGGCUAUCAUCCUCCGCCGUCUCGUGGUUUCGAUCCCCAUCCUGGGCCCGACCGCGGAUAUCACGGACCACCCGAUCCCUACCGGCGUCCUUCUCCGAUGAGGAGAUAUUCAUCGCCCGGUGCGAGAGAUGCGCCUCAUGACUAUAGAGGAGGAGGGCGAUCUACGAGAGAGCAAGGGAGGUACAGCCCAUCGCCACCUCGUGGUGGACUCCCUGUUGACCACAGCCUGGUCAUAACCGUAGGAAAUGAGCUGACCGGGCAUCCACCGGGCCAUACGGGUAGAGAAGCUCCCUAUGUUCGAGAUUACGGGGCUGGAGAUCCGCACUACAACAAGCCCUAUUAUUCCCCACGGAGGUCCAGCUAUGACGGCCAAAGCGAUAGGGGCUCGAGACGACGCAGUGUUAGUCGUGGCAGGAGCAGGGGGCGGAGCCGCAGUCCAGGUUAUCCACGGAGCAAAAGUCGGCCACGGAGCAAAAGUCGGCCACGGAGCAAAAGUCGGCCACGGAGCAAAAGUCGCAGCUAUAGUCGCGGCAGGAGUCCUGAACGGGCGAAGACUCGAGGGCGUAGCAAGAGCAGACCUCGUGGGAGGAGCUACAGUAAAAGUCCAAGCAGAAGUGGAAGCCGCAGUCGCAGACAGAGUAGAGCUAGGAGCAGGGGGUGGAGCAGAGGCAGGAGCCACAGUGUCAGUCGCAGUGCUAGCAGCGGCAGUAGUAGCAGCAACGGCAGCAAUCGCUCCACUAGAAGUCGCCACAGCUACUCCAACAAGAGAACCAGGCCGGGUGUAGAAAAAGAGGACUUCAGUGAGCUGAAGAAGGCUCGGCGACGUAAGGAAAUUCAGGAUACGCUAGUAAAGCCUGCAAAGUCGAUUUUGAAAAAAAGGGUGGAUUCCUCGGAGAUAGAUUCUCCCAUGGUUGCACAGAAUAGUGAUUCUCCUCGUGGAACCCCAGAGGGUGGUCUUUCACACGAGGCCGAACAAAUUCUCAGCGCGCUGACCAAAACAAUAGAUCCAGACUUGAUAGCCUCCAUGCUUGGAAAAAGUUCAGACAGCGGUGCUCUUGAACAGCUUCUUGGCAAAAUCCAGUCAGCCAAAGAAAUUGGAAGCAACUUGCUCCCUCCUGAGAAAGGAAAACAGGAGCUAAGAAAGUUCCUCGGAAUGAUGGGAGAGGUGGUGUGCCAACCACAAAAUGUAAACAAAAAUCUUACUGAAAUUGAAGAUGAAGAAAAAUUUCUCUACGGUGAUGAAGAAGUGGAUGAGGACAACCAGAUGAUACGCGCCGAUUCCAGCUUCCCGAACAUGGGAUUCCCACAGUCUCAGGAUGUACACACAGGAAAAUGUGAGGCUUUUGGCCGUGCCGAAAAAGAAGAUGUUAGAGAGAACAGGCAGGCUGACAGGCGUCAUUCUUCAGCCACACCUGAGGUCGAGGAACAACUUGACUUCCCUCCUGGUGUUGGGCCUCAGGAUGACAAGGUGAGAAAUGAAGUGGAGGAGUAUGAGAAGAUACAGGAUUUACUAAAGACAAUCGGUCUGGACUUGGGGGUGGCUGAGAUCAGCAAGAUGGCGGUAAGGACACAGGAGCGUCUCCACGGCAAAGGCGCGAUGCAGAAGACCCCCACCCGCCGGCAGUCUGAUAGAAGGCACAACAGCCGCAGCAGGAGUUACAGCAGCAGCAGCACUGGCAGUAGAAGCUCCAGCAGGAGCCGCAGUAGAAGCUAUGACCGCAGCUCAAGUCGCAAUUGGAAGAAGCCAGUUUCACCAGAGCAGAGAUCUUCACGGUCACAAAGCCAGAGCAAGAAUGAGAGUCGACCCAGCGUUACACAAAGCACAUGGCCGCCUACACCCCCUGUGGGUCCCGUGACGCAGCCGUUUCCUCCACGACCCCCCGGCCUCCCGCCACACCCGAUGCCUCCGUACCCUCCACCAGGCCCACAUGGGGUAAUGCCAUCUGAAUACCCUCCACACGGUUACGAUCCGUAUGGCAAUUACAUUCCGUACAUGCCUCCAGGAUGGCCAAUGUAUCCACCUCCAGGUAUGCCUGUUCCCCCUCAUGGUCCCAUUGAUCCCUAUGGCCAUCCACAAUUAGAGAGGCCAUUUCUUAAAGUGAUUGAAACGGGAGCGAGUGAGGGAAUAGGUGCCGAUAAAAAAGUACCUUCCAAAUUGGAUACUGUUGCCAGUGGGAGUCAGAGGAAAGCUUUAGAAGCCAAGAAUACUGCCAGCCAAAAACAAAAGGUCAUUGAAGAACUUGACAAGCUAAAUGAGGAAAACUUAAUACGAAAGCAGAAAAAAGAAAACCUACUGAAGGAAGUGGAGACAUUGAGAAAGCAGCAAGGAGAGCUGCUUAGGAAGAAGCGGAGAGAGAAGGACGGACACAAGGAUCCUGUUCUUAUAGACCUCAGUCGGCUUCAGGAAGAUACGAUGGUCCAAAUCUCAAAACUACGAGCUGAACAGAGAGAGUCAGAUAAAAAACAUGAGGAGCUGGUCAAAGUAGCGCUUAUCCUUGGUAUAGACUACAAAGAGUCCAAGAAUUCUGGGGAUCACAUGCAGCCGACCUCUCGGAGUAGAAAGGAGUCAACCAGAAGCCCAGAGAAACCAGUGGCCAGCACAUCGCAUAAUAAGGUUGUCGCAUCAAAAUCAGGAGCGUCUCCUGAAAAAGUCAAGUCGUCACCUCCAUCGAAAAGCCGUUCCCUGGACACCGCUGCUGAACAAUUCGAAUACUACGACGCAGGAAACCACUGGUGUAAAAACUGCAAUCUCACCAGUGGUUCAUUGUUUGACUUUUUCACGCAUUUACACAACAAAAUACACAGAAAGACUCUAGAUCCCUAUGACAGACCUUGGGCAAAAUCGGAGAGUGACAAGAAACAACGAGCAGGAGAGAAGACAUCAAAGCCAGCCAAGGGUUCUGAGUUUUUGAUCCCUGUAAGGGGGUUCUUCUGCCAGCUAUGUGAAGAGUUCUUCGGCGAUCCCAUUUGCGCUGAAGCCCAUGUUACCACUCAUAUGCACAAUGAGAAAUACAAGGCAAAAAUGUACGAGAAUCCCCUCUAUGAACAAAGGAGAAAUCUGGAUCGUCAGGCUGGAAUGGAAAGCCAAAAAAAUUCGGAGCACAAACGAAAAUGUGGUGAUGAUGAUGAUCCAGAAAAUGUGAAGAAACCUAAACACUCCAAAAAGGGUGGAAAAAAAGUUGUAGAAGAGGAGGGAAAAUCACAUAACAGCAAGGAUGAGGAUUACAAGAGUUUAAAAGAGAAUGAGAACAAACUCAAAGAGGAGCGAUUGAAAUACAGAAAAGAUGAUGUGUAUAAACAGAAAAACAUGGAUGAUGAUGAAAGAAUUAAAAUAAAAAACGAAGAGGAAGAGAGAACAAAAUAUAAAAAAGAGGAAGACGAAAGACACCGAUUUAAGAAAGAAGAUGAAUACAAAUACAAGUACAGGAAGGAGGAAGUGGAAAGAUCUAGGUACGAAGAGGACAGAUACAAAAAAAAGGGGGAUGAAUGGUAUAGAUAUAGGGAAGAGGACGACAGAAAUCACUUUAGAAAGGAUGACGAUAGAGACCGAUACAGUAAAGAAGAGCAGAAGCCAAGGUACGGCAGAGAAGAAGAUAUGAAGUACAAAUACUCUCGGGAGUCAAAAUACAAAGAUGAAGAGUGGGUGAAGUGGCCAAAAUCGAAAUGGGAGGAAGGGGAGGAAAGUAAUGGAAAGUACGGAAAGAAGGACCUGAAGGGCAAAGCUGGGUUUUGCAAAGAUGACAAGGAAAGCACUGGAAAGCCCAAUGCUAAAGACACAAAAGCUGAGCCAGAGAAACCCAGUGAGCCCCCCAAAGUCUUAUGUGGGCCAAGUCCGGCCUUGCUGGCUAAACUUCGCAAGAAGAACGAGGAAGGUGCUGCUCGGUCCGGCUUUGGAAAGUUCAGUUUGAAAAAGCUGCAGAAGACCGCACUGGAGAAGGAGGCUGAGAGAAUAGCCGCACAAUUCAUAAAAGAAGAAGAAGAAAGUGCGUCGACUGUAGAUGAUGACGACAGAGACCCGUUUACCAAAUCUGUUGCAGCGGCAAAGUCCAUUGCAAUCAAAUUGUCAGGAAAGUCUGUGCUCCCACCCUCCAAUGAAUGGCUAGCUUUCAACGAAAAUAAAAGUAGUCCUAACUUGCCUACUCCGGCUACUCCUUUGGUUAUUAGAAAGUCCUUCACUGGUGUGCAGAAUAAACCAAUGCUGCUUAAUAAACCACCUACUGCUAACGAAUCUUCUGUACCUGUAAUAGUAAGACAGACUCUAAAAACAGCUUUGUCAGCAGACCUCAUCUUCAAGGCAUUUAGUGGUGAAGAGGUGGAAUUAAAACAACAAAAAGGCCCCUCUUCUGAACCUGUAGAUAUGUUCAAGGUUUCUGCUCCACUUUCAUCAUCCAAUGCAGCAUCACAACCUGUAAAAACCACCCAGAUAAUAGCAGUUUCCAAUGAAUGUGUUGUUACACUCGAGUCUGAUGUGGCUGCGCCUGGAGUGCCCGAAGAGGAGCAGAAGCUCACUGUAGUGCUUCGUCCUCCUCCUCAACUUUCUUCCAAUGCUAAAGACCCUUCCCCCAAAACUUUAAAGCCUAAGACUCUUGCAGCAGGAAAAGCAAAAGAUUUGUUUGACAUUUUCUAUAGUGGCAGCACCACUAUGAAAAGUUCUGGUAGUGCUAAUCUUAGCGGCAAACAAGAAUCUGGCUUUAGACCUCUCCGCAAUGACUCGAGCAGUAAGAAGGCCCCUGUAAGUAAUGAAACCUGCACCAAAGGAAAAAAAUAUGGCAGUGCUUAUCUGGUCCAAGAACCCUGCAAGAACCAGAACUUGGAAGUUGCAAAGUGUCAAGAAACUCCCAAAAAGCAAGAACAAGAAGUUGCAAAGAGUGAAGAAGCUCCUAAGAACGAUGACUCAAAAGUUCAACAAGCAUCUAAGGAUGCUAACUUGGACAUCUCUGAGGGGGAUGAAGUACUGAUGGAAGUACAUAGUGGGGAUAUUCUCCAAACAAAUAAUGACCUAAAGGAAAGCCCUGUGGAAUCUGAGGGAAACACUUUGGAAUCGCAGGAAAUCCCUCUGGAAUCUGAGGAAAACCCUACUGCAUCGCAAGUCAUCCCUCUGGAAUCUGAGGAAAGCCUUUAUAAAUCGCAGGAAGUACCUCAGGGAUCCGAGGGAAACACUCUUGAAUUGCAAGCAAUCCAAAUGGAAUCUGAGGAAAGCCCUUUUGAAUUGCAAGCAAUCCCUAUGGAAUCUGAGGAAAGCCCUCUUGUAACACAGGGGAUCCCUCUAGAUUCUGAGGCAAACCCUCUGGAGUCUGAGGAAAGCCCUUUUAAAUCGCAGGAAGUCCCUAUGGAAUCUGAGAAAAGCCCUCUUGAAUUGCAGGCAAUCCCUCUGGAAUCUGAAGGGAGCCCUCUUGUAACACAAGGUAUCCCUCUAGAUUCUGAGGGAAACCCUCUGGAAUCUGAGGAAGCGAUGUCUUUCUCCCCCCUUCCGGGUUCUUUUACUGAGCAACUGAACUUGGACACGUUUGAAUUCAGUUUUGAGACUUUGUAAAGGACCUCCCACGAGUAGGUUUAGUGAUGUACAUGUUUCAUCUGAAAGUAAAUAACAGUGAAUUUAUUCUUUUCUUUUGCUUAAAUCUGGUUAGAUUGUUUCAUGUCUAUUCUUAACCUUUUGGCAGGUAAUGCUAGUGAAGGGUGGACUGAAAAGCAUUCAUUCUGAAGUGGGUGCUGGGAAGAGAGUGAAAACUUUCAUCAAGUAAUGAAUCUUAAUACCUGUUAAAGUGUCCCUAUAUUCUUGUCAAAUGCACCUUGUGUUGAGCUUUUUGUUCCUUAAUCUGUUUCCAGCAGAAAUCAUUCCUUUUCAUACAAAGGUAAUGUAAAUAAAUAUGAGUGUGCAUCAGAUAUUUUAGACUGUAAAAAAAUGUUUAUUCUGUUUGUUCCAUUUAAAUGAAUGAAGAUAUUUUAAUACAGGAGCCACAAAGAUCCAGGCUUAAAGAAGAGAAAUGCUGUGGAGUUCUGCUUCAAGGACACAUGCAUAUGCUUUCACAACUCUAACCAGAAAAUGUCAAGCUUGGCCUGUAUAAUUCUUACUGUAGUGUGUCGACAUGUUUUCUUUGCCCUUUGUCUUUUUUAAAAAUUGAAAUCUUUUGUUGUUGGGACUGUUCAUGUUACCCUGCUAGUUUAGUAUCUACAGUACAAAUACAUUAUGUAAUUGCACAAGUUUUACUGUAGCUCAAAUAAAUCAACAACCUAUUGUG
Triplophysa dalaica is the source of this 10487-nucleotide messenger RNA. It is a transcript of the gene znf318, whose product is annotated as zinc finger protein 318. The record is from RefSeq and is a predicted model, not a curated record. Lineage: Eukaryota; Metazoa; Chordata; Actinopteri; Cypriniformes; Nemacheilidae. Gene Ontology annotation, cellular component: nucleoplasm. Gene Ontology annotation, biological process: negative regulation of DNA-templated transcription; positive regulation of DNA-templated transcription. Bases 4220 to 9781 code for a protein of 1853 amino acids. Gene Ontology annotation, molecular function: zinc ion binding; nucleic acid binding. The transcript is spliced from 11 exons.